UCUCUUUUCUCUUUCUUCUCUCUUUUUUUUUUUUUUUUCCUCCUUCUUUUGUUUAUCUCAGUAUAUAUAUAUCACUGUUAUUACUACUACAACAACGAUUAAAAAUUCAAUCUCAUUAUAUUCACUUGUGUAUAACUUUUCACCAUGACAACUUCACAUCAUUAUAGGCCUGGCUCUCCUGCUGGUCGACCUGGUUCAAGACCUGGUUCUCCACGUCCCUACACACCACAUACCAAGGUAGAAGAAGAUCUUCACAAUAUGGCUGGUAUUGAUUAUGACAAGGUGACCAUCAAACAUAAUCCAUCGGUUCCUGUCUUAUAUGAGGAAGCCUUGACUCAUGAAAUAGGUACUGUUAUCUCAUCUACUGGAGCACUAUGUUCUUAUUCUGGCAAGAAAACUGGUCGUAGUCCUCAAGACAAACGUAUUGUAGAAGAAGAAACUUCCAAAAAUGAUAUUUGGUGGGGUCCAGUGAAUACUCAAAUGAGUGAACGCGUCUUCUUAAUCAACAGGGAACGAGCCAUUGACUAUUUGAACACACAUCCUCGUCUUUACGUGUUUGAUGGAUUUGCAGGUUGGGAUCCUAAACAUCGUAUCAAGGUACGUGUGAUUGCAUCUCGUGCAUACCAUAUUCUUUUUAUGAGGAAUAUGUUGAUUCGACCUACGGAUGAAGAAUUGGAAAACUUUGGUACACCAGAUUUCACCAUCUUUAACGCUGGCGAAUUUCCUGCUAAUCGAUAUACCACAGGUAUGACUUCUACUACUUCAGUUUCUAUCAACUUCAAACGUCGCGAAUUUGUUAUUUUGGGAACAGAAUAUGCUGGUGAAAUGAAAAAAGGAAUCUUUACAGUGAUGCAUUACUUGAUGCCCAAGGCAGGAGUCUUGUCCCUUCAUAGUUCUGCCAAUGAGGGUGAAGAUGGUGAUGUAUCAUUAUUCUUUGGUCUCUCUGGUACUGGUAAAACGACUCUUUCUGCUGAUCCUAAACGUCAUUUGAUUGGUGAUGAUGAACACUGUUGGUCUGAUAAUGGUAUCUUCAAUAUUGAAGGUGGUUGUUAUGCCAAAUGUAUCGAUUUGUCUAGUGAAAAGGAACCCGAAAUAUUCAAUGCUAUUCGAUUUGGCUCUGUUUUGGAAAACGUCGUACUCAAUGAAGAAUCACGCGAAGUGGAUUAUGCUGAUGACUUUUUGACUGAAAAUACACGAUGUGCUUAUCCUAUUGAUUUUAUUCCAAAUGCCAAAAUUCCUUGUAUGGGUGGUCAUCCCAAGAACUUGAUUUUAUUGACAUGUGAUGCUUUCGGUGUCAUUCCUCCUGUAUCCAAGUUGACGCCCAAUCAAGUCAUGUAUCAUUUCAUUUCUGGUUAUACAACAAAGGUAGCUGGUACAGAAGAUGGUAUUGUUGAGCCUACCCCGACAUUCAGUGCAUGUUUUGGUUCACCAUUCCUUGUACUUCAUCCUCAAAAGUAUGCAUCCAUGUUGGCGGAAAAGAUGGCACACCACGCGGCGGAUGCAUGGUUGAUCAAUACAGGCUGGGUAGGCGGAAGUGCAUCUUCAGGUGCAAAACGAUGUCCUUUGAAGUACACACGGACCAUUUUGGAUGCUAUUCACGAUGGAUCGUUAGCCAAGGGUACAUUUGAAACUUAUGAAGUGUUUGGACUAAAGAUUCCUACUCAAGUGGCUGGUGUUCCUGAUUCUUUACUUCAUCCUCGUAAGGCUUGGCAAGGAUCUGAUGAUUCUUUCACCACUUCGCUUCAACAAGUAGCUGGUAUGUUCAAGGAAAACUUUGAAAAAUUCAAGGAUCAAGCUGCUCCCGAAACUUUGGCCGCUGGUCCUUUACUUAUUGAUUAGUACCUAUUCACACUUUUUCCUUUUCGUUUUUUUUUUUUUUUUAUCAAUAAAAUAAAUGUCUUCUCUUUAUAUGUA
Molecule: messenger RNA, 1914 nt
Organism: Halteromyces radiatus
Lineage: Eukaryota; Fungi; Mucoromycota; Mucoromycetes; Mucorales; Cunninghamellaceae
Product: phosphoenolpyruvate carboxykinase [ATP]
Exons: 6
Coding region: 145-1839 (564 amino acids)
Biological process (GO): gluconeogenesis
Cellular component (GO): cytosol
Molecular function (GO): phosphoenolpyruvate carboxykinase (ATP) activity; ATP binding
Source: RefSeq, a predicted model, not a curated record